This is a messenger RNA of Dromaius novaehollandiae (emu), 6071 nucleotides long. It is a transcript of the gene SMC6, whose product is annotated as structural maintenance of chromosomes 6. The record is from RefSeq and is a predicted model, not a curated record. The coding region runs from base 723 to 4013 and encodes 1096 amino acids. Lineage: Eukaryota; Metazoa; Chordata; Aves; Casuariiformes; Dromaiidae. Gene Ontology annotation, cellular component: nucleus; site of double-strand break; Smc5-Smc6 complex. Gene Ontology annotation, molecular function: ATP hydrolysis activity; single-stranded DNA binding; damaged DNA binding. The transcript is spliced from 29 exons. Gene Ontology annotation, biological process: double-strand break repair via homologous recombination.
CGGGGAAGGGGCGGGAGCGCGCAGGCGCAGUGCCGCGCGGCGGCGGGCUCUUCCGUUCCCGCCCGGCUGCGUACCGCCGGGCGCGGGGCUGCCGGGCGCCGCGCUCGGAACCUUCGGGGAGGUUUGAAUCGCCGGUGGUUGUAACGGCCCCGGCUGGCGGGCGGCGCUAAGGAGGGGCAGGGCGGCGGCGCGCCCUGCUCUCUGUGCCGGGCGGGGGCGGCGCGGGCGCUGGCGCCCGGCGCUACGAGAGAGAAUUCAAUUGUAACAGCCUGAAUGGAUGCCCGUCUUCAUGCUUGUGUGAUGAAUAAAUUCCAAGAGCAUACAAGCAGCUCUUUCCCGAUCAAAGUAAUUUAAACAUAAAACCGUGUUUAUGUAGGAAACUGAAAGUAGCAUAACAAAAAGUGAUGCCCAGUGACAAGACAAGAGUCAACAGGCACAAACCGAAACACAGGAAGUUCUAUCUGAAUCUAAGGAAAAGUUUCUUUACUGUGAGGGUGACUGAGCACUGGAACAGGUUGCCCAGAGAGGUUGUGAAGUCUCCAUCUUUGGAGAUACUCAAAAGCCGUCUGGACAUGGUCCUGGGCAACGUGCUGUAGGUGACCCUGCUUGAGCAGGGUGGCUGGAUGAGAUGAUCUCCAGAGGUCCCUUCUAACCUCAGCCAUUCAAUGAUUCUGUUGUUUUUACAACUUCAAGCUUGAACUCCAAUACUAACCAAAGUACUCAUGGGCAAGAGGAAAGAAGAAAGUGUUUCACAGCCUGGGUCCCACAAAAGACGGAGACAAGAAUACACGGGUGAACCUAGUGAUGAGUGUAGUGAAGAAGAAAAAUCACAGCUGUUGGCUGAUAGUAAUUUUUCUUCACCAUCGACCGUAGGGGAAGUUGGGAUAAUUGAAAGUAUUCAACUGAAGAACUUUAUGUGCCAUUCAAUGUUGGGGCCUUUUCAGUUUGGAUCAAAUCUCAAUUUUGUGGCUGGAAACAAUGGAAGUGGAAAGAGUUCUGUAUUGACUGCUCUUAUUGUUGGACUUGGUGGAAAAGCCACUACAACUAAUAGAGGUUCCUCUUUAAAAGUGUUUGUAAAAGAUGGAGAGUCUUCUGCAGAUAUUUCAAUAACAUUGCAAAACCAAGGUAGAGAUGCGUUUAAGCCUGAAGUGUAUGGUGACUCUAUUAUUGUGAAUCAGCACAUUAAUCUUGAUGGAAGCAGAAAUUACAGACUGAAAAGCAAAUCGGGCACCUUAAUUUCUUCAAAGAAAGAGGAACUCGUAGCAAUACUGGAUCAUUUCAAUAUACAGGUAGAUAAUCCUGUGUCUGUUUUAACCCAAGAGAUGAGUAAACACUUCUUACAAUCUAAAAAUGAAGGUGACAAGUAUAAGUUUUUUAUGAAGGCAACUCAGCUGGAACAAAUGAAAGACGAUUAUUCAUAUAUUAUGAAAACAAAAGAAAAUACAUGUAUUCACAUAGAGCAAGGAGUAGAGCGUCUACGAGAGCUUAAGCUUCAUUAUUGCGAAAAAAAGGAACGUUACAAAAGCAUUGGGUUUGUGAAUGAAAUGCGAAAUCAUCUUGAAGAUUUGAAACACAAAAUGGCAUGGGCAGUGGUGAGUGAAAUGGAAAGAGAAAUACAACCAAUCAAAGAGUGCAUCAGAGCUGAAGAAGAACGUACAGAAAAGUUUCUUCAGAAGCUAGAGGAAUGUCAGGUAAAAGUAAAUGAAGCAGAAGAUAAGUACAAAGCAAUACAAGACAAGUUAGUAAAGAUAAGUGAAGAAGCACAAGCCCUACAUCCUCAGUGUAUUUCUUCAAAAGCUGAUGUGCAGGCAGGGAGAAAAGCAUUCAAUGAGGCUGAGGCCCUUUAUAAUCGUUUCAGAACUGAGUUAAAACGUCUGGGAAAAGAUGAUGAACAGCUACGUAAACGAAUUCAAGAACUGAAAAAUAGUGCUAAUCAGGUUUCAGAGCCUGAGAAAUUGGAAAGACAAAGGAAAAUUGCACAGUUAAAAGAGCAUUUAAAGGCAUUCCAUGAUCAAGAAAUAAUGAUUGCUCAACAGAUGGAUCAGUUUCAGCAGGCCAUAUACAAGUAUAAGGAAGAACAAGCUACACUGAGGAAAGAAGAACAUGAUGUGAAGCAAGCACUGGAUGCCAAACUGAAACAGCUGAGAGAGCUGAAAGAUAGUAAAACAAAUACCUUGAAAAGAUUUGGACCACAUGUGCCGUCAUUUCUUGAAGCAGUCGAAGCAGCCUACAGGCAAGGGCACUUUAAAUACAAACCUGUUGGACCUUUAGGUGCUUUCAUUCAUCUGAAAGAUGCUGAACUUACUUUGGCUGUUGAAUCUUGUUUAAAGGGCCUGGUUCAGGCAUUUUGCUGUGAUAAUCAUAAUGAUGAAAGAAAUCUUCAGAUACUGAUGUCAAAAUAUUAUCCACCUGGGUUUCGACCUCAAAUAAUUGUAAAUAAAUUUCAGGAUAAAGUUUAUGAUGUUAGACACAGAGGAGUUCAUCAUCCAGAAUUCCCAUCGGUUCUCACAGCAUUGGAAAUAGAUGAUGCAGUGGUUGCCAAUUGUUUGAUUGAUAUGAGGAGUAUAGAAAUGGUCCUGCUGAUUAAAAGUAGCUGUAAAGCUCGUGAAGUAAUGCAGAGUAACCGGCCCCCAAAAAACUGCAGAGAAGCUUUCACUGCUGAAGGCGAUCAAGUAUUUGAAAGACGAUAUUACUCAUCUGAUUACCUCCGACCCAAGUACCUGAGCAAAGAUGUUGAAGCAGAAAUAAGUCACUUGGAAAAAGAACUUGAAAACAAAAAGGCACAGCUGACAACAUCUCAACAACGUUUGCAUUCCAUUGAAAAAGAGAUUAGGCAGAAUGAAGAUCAUCUUCAUCAUCACCGACGACACCAAAAAGAAUUGCAGAUAAAAAUAAGAACAACAAAUGCAGAAAUAUCAGAUCUCGAGAAUACAGAAGAACACCAGUCAGUGGACAUCCGUACAUUAGAAGAUGAAGCUGAAGAAAACAAGAAUAAGAUGGAAUCUGUAAAGCAGGACAUGCUGCGACAAAGUAGUGAAAUGGAAGAGCUGAAAAAUAUUCUACAGGCAGCUGAAAAAAGAUUUGAAGAAAUGAAGGAAAAAAUUCACCAAGUAGAAGAAAUUGCUGGUCCAGUUAAGGAUGAAUUAAACCAAGCUGACUCAGAAGUAGAAAACAGCAAACGGUGUUUGCAGCACUAUGAAGACAAACAGAAAGAACACUUGGCUUGUGUAAAAAGACAUAAAGAAUUACUAACUGCCAAAGAAAAAGAAUUAGAGGAGAAAAUUGCACAGGCUAGGCAAAUAUACUCGGAGCGCAUCGAAGUCAGCAGAACUGUUAAGAGUCUUGAUGCAGAAAUGAAUCGCUUGAGAGAGAGGAUAAACUCAGAGAAAGAUCGCCACGGAAACAGAGAAGAAAUUAUACAGCAGUUUUUUGAUGCAAAGGAAAAAUAUGAGGAUGCAAACAGUAAAGUAAAGAAUCUAAAGAAAUUUAUUAAGCUGCUGGAAGAAAUAAUGACACAAAGAUUCAAAAUAUAUCGGCAGUUCUUAAGGCUCCUUUCUUUACGAUGCAAGCUCUACUUUGACCAUUUAUUACGUAUUCGAGCUUACAGUGGAAAAAUACUUUUUGAUCACAAGAAUGAGACACUUUCAAUAACAGUCCAGCCUGGAGAGGGAGACAAAGCUUCCCUUAAUGACGUGAGAUCUUUAUCGGGAGGUGAACGUUCCUUCUCAACAGUUUGUUUCAUUCUUUCUCUGUGGUCCAUUACUGAAUCUCCUUUCAGAUGCUUAGAUGAAUUUGAUGUCUACAUGGACAUGGUUAACAGAAGAAUUGCAAUGGAUAUGAUGCUCAAGGUGGCUGACUCUCAGCGUCAUCGACAGUUCAUUUUGCUCACCCCACAAAGUAUGAGUUCUCUACCUACAAGUACCCUUAUUCGAAUCCUUCGACUGCAAGAUCCUGAAAGAGGCCAAACAACAUUGAAUUUCCGAAAUAGGAAUGAAGAGGAGGAAAAUCAAUAAGUAUAUCUGUGUAUGAAUGUAACACAGUUUUGAGGAUUGUUACAGUAUAAAUGUGUAAUGAUGUAUACAAGGUUAUUACUUCUUGUUGCUGGAUAGGAGGACCUUUCGUUAGAUAACUUCAGGAAAAGAAGAGGUUCUUAUUUUUUAAAACUACUGUAUGUGUUUGUACAGACCAAGGAUUUUAAGCACAGUGUGUAAAUUUAAUACACAGUUUUGAUGAAAAAAUCCUAAGUGUUCAACUGAUUGAUAUUUUUAACUACCAAUUAUUAGAUCUUUUAAUCAAUUGUUCUGUUUUUUCCUGAAAAUAUAUAAUGUAUUUUGUAUAACUCUGAAGUAAUAUUUUAAUAAAAUCUGAGAACUGACACUUGUAGUAAUCCUGUAGUAUCUCUACACACUUAAAAAUUGGUCUUAAGAUAAUUUUGUCUUCCUAACUCUUGCUUUUUGUUGAACAUAUGUUAAUUAAUACAUGCAGUAAAUGUUUUCAUUUUUCCAGUGGAACCACAGCUGCUGAACAUAAAUUAUUACUUACAGUGUAUAUUUUUGUAACUAAAAAAGUGAAGAAUUCAUUUGCAGUAUGUUCUCUCGGUAGGGAGGAAAUGUCUUCCUUUCUAAAGAGUUUAUAGAAAGAGUGUGAGUGUCUUUGGAUGUGAGCUUACGAAAACUAGCAAAUUUUGAUUUUAUAAACUUAGAUUCUUAACUUCAAUUAAACCAAGCUCUUACACAAUUUGAGUUUGCAGGCAUAGGUUAGAUCUGUAGAUAUUCAUCACUUUAUAACCAACUAAAGUGACAAAAGUCACUUAUUGAAGUAGAGAUGUUCAGUAUAUAGGAAUGGAGUAGAAUAGAAUUUUGAGAAAUGAUACAGUAAGUUUUUUACAGCAUUGAAGGCUUUCUGGUUUUUAUCUGAGACUAAACUACAGUAAAGGCAUUAAAAUUAAGUGACCUCUGCUUUAUUAAAAAAAAAGAAAUGCAAACAUUUAUUGGGGAUGGAGGGAGAAAGAAAAAGUACAUCUUUCAAAUUGCUCCAUAUUAACUUUCUUCUCUCCUGUUCUUCUCCCUCCAGGAACUUGAAAUUGUUGGGAGCUCUUCAAAAACAAUCAAUUUAAAGUUCAGCCAUUAGGCAUACAUUUUCUUGACAUUACAGGGUAACAAGAACAAUUAAGAUUUUUCAGAGGACAAUUCUGCAAUUUCUACAGUUAUUUACCAGAUAGCAAUUCCUCAAUAAAAUUUCUUUACAGUUUAAGUCCUAAAUUGACUUGACAGCUAUUUUUUGAAAGCUUUUUUGUUUUUGUUUUAGCCACUACAUGAUGAUAUGUAUUAAUGUUGUUUAGCUUUUACACAAGCAUGUAUUAAGUUUAUAGGUGUUCCUAAGAUAUGGAAGCUAGUGAAGAAUUGAAAGAAAUACACUAGCACUGCCAUUAGAUUUCCUACUGUACUCUAUCUUUAGGAGUUGCAUCUAGUGACCUUUUAAAGACAUCAGAUGUUUACUUCCGAAAGGCUAGAGUAACAGCCUGACAAACUCAUAGCAACCUUCCUGUGUCUAAGAGGAGGUUACUGAGAAAACAGGCUUUUUACUGAAAUGCAUGGCAGGAGAACAAGAGACAGUGGUCGUAAACUGAAGUGGGACUCAGUUUUUUGGUGAAACUAGAAUAUAUUUCAGAACCUUUUACAAUAUGAAUUUAUAGAAUGACCUAGUAUUCGUUCCUCCUAAUUUUGUUCAGUAUCCGAGAAAAUAAAGCAAGAGUGCAGGGGCAGGGGAGAGAAGUUUUUAUCUUCACUGGUGCUUUUAUAGUUGUGUGGAGAAAAGAGUUUAAGCAAAAAUAUCGCUUUCCUAUUGGAAUAACACUUCAACUUUCUCCCAGGCUUUCUACAGACUGCUGUAAUAAAUCUUUCUUGAAAUAUUGGAGCAGUUAGCAGUGCUUCUUCUGAUCUUUAGUUUAAAUCGUAUGAUGUAUUUAUUCUAAUCUAUCACUGUACUUAAUGAAAAUGUGUGCCUGUGAUUAUUAUAAGCAACUGUUUUCAUGGUAGAGGAUUAUUUCUGAAUAAACAAUUAUUGAAGCA